AUGGCCACCGGCGGGGAUAUUGAAGACCUCCUUGGCCGCCUCCGUCGUCAGGCUGUCAUGAGCCCUUCACAUAGUGAUUCUCUUGCCAGCCCAUUAGGGCAACAGCAACAGCAUCAACAGAAUCAGCAAUCCUCUCAUCAAUCUCAUCCCCCUCAGCAACAGCAGAGUCCACAAUCUACUCGUCCCGGAGCAUUUCCUCCCCCUCCCCCCUUUCAUUUGGGGACUAUUCUUCCUCCUCCACCUCCCGCUUCUUCUUCCCAGCACUUUUCCCGUAACAAUCUUCCCGAGCCAAUAAGCAGUCCGGGCUUGCAUCAAUCGCAGCCCGGUUUUCCCCCGUACCACCCAGAAGCUCCGCUGCCCCAGCCUCUCCAACAGCCGCCGGCCCAACAGCAGUUGCAGCAACCGCCAACAUCACAACCCGCUGCCGAGAUAGUGAAUAAUAAUAAUAAUAGGAGCCCGUCGGGACCUCCGAUAUUUUCUCAGAAUACCCCGCCUCCUUACGCCAAUCCGAUGUCGCCUUCCGUGGAUGGUGCUAAUGCAAGUAGAACUGCGAGCCUGUUGCAACUGUUGAAGUUUUCCCAGGCCGUCCCCGCUGCUCCAAUCUCUGAAAUUUCACAGCCAGUAGUAGCCUCACCGUCCCCACGCCCGUCUGUAUCAUCUCCCCCUCCUGUCCCUUCACAUACACAGUCGCAGCAGUCCCAACCAUCGCAUGGCGGAAGUGUCUCGGCGUCUGACCUGGCAGCAUCUGUACUGGGCCGCCAAUCUGAAACACCCGGUGGCUCGAGUUUGCGACGAGAGAACACCGCACCGGAGAUGCCGACGGAGCCAACAUUUUCCAAGGGGCCUACGGAUCGUUUGUCUUCUGCGAAUCAUCAGAAUUUUGUGCUUCAAUUAUUCGGGCGACCUAAGCCCUCCCAGGACGAUUUGCCGGGCACUGGACCUACCGCGGCUCCUCGCAGCAACCCUCCCAUGCCCGAACGUCACAUGAGCCAGGGUCCCAGCGACUUUGGCAGCCAGAAACAAUCACCCAUCCCUUCUGAGCCUCGUCCUAUGUCUGUUCCCCCAGCUGCACCGUCCAAAUCGCCACCGCCUUCUCAGGGCGUUUCUACGCCGUUUUCCAGUCCUACGCCGAACAAAGGUUUGUUCACCCAUGUGAAUCCCUUCGAACAAUUGCAUGCGACGAGCCCACUUAAUAGAGCGUCUAGAAGCUCUACCACUCCGAUCCCUGCGAAUAACGGAAAGAGUGGUCUGGGUGCCAGAGAGGUGAAAGCUGAGAACGUUCCCUUGCCAUAUUCUUCCACAUCCUCCUUUGCCCAGUCAGAGAACUCUCCCGUGUCCGCCACCAUUGAAGCUGAGGCGGCUAAAAACGCUUCUACCUUGGAUCAGGCCUUGAGGAACGAGGAAGAGAUGAAGGAUAGCCCGGAUUCUGCGGCGGCUGAGAAUGUAGUGAAUGCGGGCGAGCGGCGGGAAGUGACCGAAUCGCCUAUUGGGCAACAGGUGAAUGAGACCCCCAGUGCUGCCAAUGGCACAUCCGCUCGGGAGACCUUUGGCGAUGAGGAUUGUGAGAAUAUUCCUCCUGCUCGUGAGCAUCGCGAGGAAGAGGAGGAUGAUAACUAUCAGUCCGCUUCCGAGGCCCACGGUUCGCCCGUUCUCGUUUACAAUUUCCCUAUGAAGCCGUUUUCGUCCAUCACCAUCAAUCCCUCAACUGCGCCACGCCCUAAGUUUCCGGUCUCGAAGAUCUCGGACAUUGCUCGGAUGCCUAGGCUCUUUGAUCAGCUCGAUCGCAAUCUUAUCGCCGCUUCGCACCAGUUUAUCGUGUAUGCUAUUAGUAAGAGCCACGGUCGCGGCGGAAUCAGAGUGCUCAGACAGUUUGAUGGGAAGGAUAAAGUUUUAAUGAAGGAUAGCACUGACAGGACUUUCAACGUGACCAUCAGCAAUGGGGAUAGGGUUCUUGGAACUGGAAUCUCCGGCGCCGUCGUCUGGGCUGAACCCGGAGACUUUGAUGGACCGGACUGGAAUAACAUGUUUGUUUUCCCUCCGAGCGAGGAGCAAGGCCAGAGCAACGGCGUCUUGAAGUCACGGGCUAGGAAAACGUGCAGACAGGCGGAUGUUUUUGCCAUCGGAAGGGGGAAGACCAUCAGCAUCAUCCAUGCUCCUACUGCCAAGGCAUAUGCUCAAGGACGGAGGAAUAAUGAAGUCGCCUCGAAAAAAUACCUCGCCGAGCAUACGCGCACCAUUGAUACAGGCAAGGCUUCGAAAGACUUUGCCUUUUCGGAUGACGACUCGGUAAUCAUUUCCAUUGACAAGGCUGGGAAGCUUAAGCUUUGGGAUGUUCAGGAGCUCAUCGACUUUUCCGGCAAUGAUGCCUACAACUCUUUACAGCCGGCACCUGCGCCACAGCCUCCAAUGGUCCUUACAAAUCCCAUUCUCAUGUUCUCGGCGGUGGCAACGGGAGAGUCCUACAGGGCUACUUCUAUCAUGUUUUUGGACAAGUUCCGUCCAUAUCACAAGUGUUUGGCGUUAAGAUAUGUCAUUGUUGGAAUGAAGCAGAAUCAUACGCUCCAGCUGUGGGAUCUCGCGCUCGGGAGACCGGUUCAGGAGAUCAACUUUCCGCAGGAGAGCGAUACCGAUGCGUUGUGUUCGGUUGUCUAUCACCCGACGACCGGCAUUAUCGUCGUCGGAAACCCUACCAGGAAUUCAAUCUACUUCAUUCAUCUCUCGGCCCCCAAGUACAACCUUCCACCCAUGUCCCAGGCGCAAUAUAUACGGGGACUUGCUAUUAAGGACACCAGCAUUCCUAAGCCAGAUGCAACCGCUAUCCUCAGCGGUCUCAGGGAGUACUCGUUUGCUUCUAAGGGUCAACUAAUGAGCUUGGAUAUCCUUGAUGGCGACGCCCAGAGUGACCUUCCACCGUUGUUUGAGCUCUACGUGGCGCAUAGCAAGGGGAUGACCGCCUUGAGUGUUUUCAAAGAGGACUUGGGUUGGGAUGGUAAAAAUAGCGCCCAGAACCCAGUCGACGCUGUUAAAGAGGGCAUCUGUACGCUUGCAGCGAUGUCGCCACCACCCCCUCCGGAGAAGGAUAGAGACAGCGAUAACAGCAAUAGGAGUGAGAAGAGCUCUAAAUGCGAGAAGGGUGUCGAAAAAGCCGAGAAGGUCACUUUGCCCGAAGGGGUUGAAUCCGCCGAGAUGGCCGACAAAGUUGCUGACCUUCAGUUUGGGGCAACCCAAGGAAUGAAGUCGGCCCCUCCCGAGAACGCGCCCAAGGGCCCCGCAAAGUCAAGAAGCGUUAGCCCUGGCAACAGGGCCCCCGAGCAAGGUGAAGAAAAGCCGGCGGUUUCCAAUGGCAAUAGUAAGCGCAAGAGAAAGGACAAGGGCAAUGCACAGCAGUCGGGUCCGUCGGGCCCAUCUGACGAGAAAUCGGAUAAGACCGUUUUGGCCCCUGUCAGGCCUAGGGGAGCUCUGGCGACAGCUCAGGGCGGAGACCAUGACACUAUCGCAGGGCUUUCGCCGGCAUUCUUGGACCGCGAGAUCAAGAAGUUUGAGAAGUCCGUGUCCUCUGAGUUUGCCAAAACAUUGAACAAGGAGAUUACAGAUUUGUGUAAGUGCCGUUAUCGCGAGCAUCGGUCGAACCCACACUGACGGUUAUUUAGAUCGUCGGAUUGAUGAAGAUAAGAGGGUUCAACAAGCUGCUGGUGAUGCCAAGCAGGAUGCUAUUCUUAGACUUCUGUCCAGCACGCUUACGGAUAACGUUGAACAAGUCAUUGGGCGUAUCGUCAUGACCAACAUCCAGCAGUCUGUUUUGCCUGCCAUCUCGGGUGCCACUAGUGCGGCUAUUGAGAGGAAGCUUGGGGAGAGCAUUUCGAGGUCUUUAACGGCUACUCUUCCCGCCGAGCUUCGUGCCAUUGUUCCCGAAGCCAUGAAGCAGAUAUUCAGCCAGCCCGAGUUUAUGACCAGGAUCGGCGAAGCUAUCUCUAGGCCGUUGGCUUACUCUAUGGAGCAGGAAAUUUCCAAAACCAUCUGCCGCUCUCUCCUUCCUGCUUUCAAGCAGCUUUCGGACGAAACCGCCGGUAAGCUUAGCGCCGAGUUCAAUAGGAAGCACAAUGAGACGAUCCAAGCCUUGGAGCGCGUGCAUAUUCAGGAUACCCAGAAGAUUGAGCAGCUCACCAAUACUGUCAAGAGCCUCGUCGAUGUUGUCCAGGCCAUGGCCAAGUCACAGGCAGAGUUCCAGGACCAGGUGCAAAGGGCCCAAGCAGAGUACGUUCAGGCUUAUGAGCAGACUGGGGAACCAGAACCAGCGCCCAGGGCCCCAACUCCCCCUCCACCCCCCACUCCGGAACAGCUGGAGGCGGAAGAGACUGAGAGAUUCUUGCGGAAUGGAAAAUACGAGGAGGGCACAAUCAAGGUGAGAUCAAUCCAAAUUUCGUACCAAAGAUGCCGGGCUAAUAUUGUGUUUACAGUGGCUUCAAUCAAAAGAGCGCCAAGCGGAGUUGUUCGAUGAAGUGGUUGUCCGGUAUAGAUAUGAUUUCCUUCCAAACCUCAGCCAGCUUGUCCUCUUGUCGGUCUCUGCCGCUGUCAGCAUCAAGUUUGAGAACAAGGUUUACGAGCGGCUGAGCUGGCUCGAAGGUGUUCUCGCGGUUCUAGAUCCUAUGGUAGCCAUCACCUCUACCAUCUAUUGAGGCAAAAGCUAAUGUUCCGCAGGACCCCGAAAUCCACGAGAUUUGCCACAGGAUCAUGGCUGUUGUUGUCCAACGACUCGAGCAGCUGUAUAUGAGCACUGCCGAGAAGGAUAUGCAAGAUCCCAUCCUUCGCAAGAUCCCACCGAUCGCUCGUCGAGCUAGGGAGCUAUCUUCCAUGGCUGCUUAGACAAAGUAUGUUGCAUUUGAUAUUUCCCUUUUUUCCCACUUUCUACACACACACACACACACA
Tuber aestivum (summer truffle) is the source of this 4926-nucleotide messenger RNA. The record is from the annotation of a GenBank genome assembly. NCBI's taxonomy places the organism in Eukaryota, Fungi, Ascomycota, Pezizomycetes, Pezizales, Tuberaceae.